CUCUGCGUUACCAGGUGGUCGUCUAGGGUAGAUUCGGUCCGUGGAGUGCGGGACAGACUUGCUGACAUUUUGAAGCGACUGACAGUCAUUUCGUUGACCAGCAAGGAUAAAAAAGAACGUGAUGAAGCAGUUGGCAUCAAGAAGAACAUUGCAAAAAUUGACUUUAUCAUAAAUCUAGUUCUCUGGGAGAGAAUUUUGUCAUGUACCAAUUCCACAUCAAAGGAACUGCAGUCGAAAAGUGUCGACCUCAGUGCCGCUUCCAGACUUUUAUCCAUUAGUUUGUCAGAACUAAGGUAUUUGCGAAAUUCAUGGGAGUCCGUUCGAAUGACCGCAAAUGCCCUUGCUGCAUCAUGGGGCAUUCCCAUUGAGUUUGAGAAACGACGUAAGCGUGGGGUAAAACAGUUCUUCGACGAAUUGGCUUCCGAUUCUAGGAUCGAGGAUUCAGAAAGAGCUUUUAAAAUAAACAUCUUUUACAGAACCAUUGAUGUUGCUGUAACACAGAUAGAAGUGCGUUUUAAAGGAAUGCAAAUGGUCGCAGAGAAAUUUGAUUUUCUGUUCCCAAGAAACUUCGUCAAACUGGAGGUCGCCGAAAUUAAAGUAGCCACCUCGAACUUACUACGUGUAUAUGGCGAAGACUUUGAUGGUGAUGACCUGGAAAGAGAGGUUCGUUCGUUUCAAGUUGAAUUUCUUGACGAAUUAAAAGCGGAAGACGUUACCUCGAUAUCAAGCAUUCUUGAAAUCACUUACAAAGCCAGAAUUGCUUCCUCCUUUCCACAGUUAUGCAAAUUGCUAUUGUUAUUCCUAACCAUUCCUGUGACAGUAGCAUCUGCAGAAAGGUCCUUUUCAAAGCUGAAGAUCAUUAAAUCUUAUCUGAGGAGUUCUAUGGCUCAAGAGCGCCUUGAUGGGUUAACUUUGAUUUCAAUAGAGAACAAAGAAAUAACUCAAACAUUAAAAGAUAAAGUCAUUAAUCAUUUCGCUUUUGUUAAUGCUAGAAGGAAGGACAGAUUUUCUCGAUAA
Messenger RNA from Paramuricea clavata, 1017 nucleotides. The record is from the annotation of a GenBank genome assembly. NCBI's taxonomy places the organism in Eukaryota, Metazoa, Cnidaria, Anthozoa, Malacalcyonacea, Plexauridae.